Scomber japonicus (chub mackerel) is the source of this 2018-nucleotide messenger RNA. Its product is annotated as arfaptin-1-like. Lineage: Eukaryota; Metazoa; Chordata; Actinopteri; Scombriformes; Scombridae. The record is from RefSeq and is a predicted model, not a curated record. The transcript has 6 exons. Gene Ontology annotation, cellular component: trans-Golgi network membrane. Gene Ontology annotation, molecular function: protein domain specific binding; phospholipid binding. Gene Ontology annotation, biological process: regulation of Arp2/3 complex-mediated actin nucleation; intracellular protein transport. Bases 53 to 934 code for a protein of 293 amino acids.
GAUCGCCUUGGAAGCUGAAGGAACGGCAGAGAUCACCAAGGAAGCCGAGGCAAUGGCAGAGGUCGUCAUGGAAGCUGAGGUCACCAUGGAAACAGGAGAGAGCACAGACGUCCCAGACACACCCCAGAUACAGGGGAAUGAUUUGGUUGUCCAGGGCAACAACAAGAACCCGGCCAGCGAGAAACUGCAGAGAGUCCGCAAGUGGAGCAUAAACACCUAUAAGUACACCCGGCAGGCUCUGUCAGAGAGGCUCGGUCGUGGAUCUCGCACAGUGGAUCUGGACCUGGAGGCUCGUUUGGAGCUGCUCAAAGACGACCGGCAACGCUACGAUCACGUGACCAAGCUGACUCAGACGAUGGCCAAUCAGCUCGCUCAGUUGACAGUUACCCAGAAGACACUGGGAGACACUUUCAGCGAACUCAGCGUCAAGACACCAACGCUGAAUACGGAGUUUGGUAUGAAUGCAGAAGCUCACAAGUUUCUGUCUAAGAGCGGCGAAACUUUGACGGCGGCCAUUAACUCCUUCACAUGCGACCUGAACACUCUGGUCAACAAAACCAUCGAAGACACCAUGAUCAACGCUAAGCAGUACGAAGCCAUCAGAAUCGAGUAUGAUGCGUAUCGAGUUGACCUGGAGGAGCUCAACCUGAAGCCCAGAGACGCCACCUCCCUUCCCAAACUGGAGCAGGCCCAGGUGGAGUUCCAGGGCCAGAAGGAGAAGUACCAGAAGGUCAGAGACGACCUGUCUGUCAAACUGAAGCUGCUGGAGGAGAACAAGGUCAAAGUCCUUCAUAACCAGCUGUGGCUUCUGCACAACGCUAUAGCAUCUCACAGCUCAUCAUGUCACAGCUUCCUGGAGAAAAACAUCCAGCAGGCCAGUGAACACCUCAACAACCCCAACAUGGAUGCCCCCUCUUGGCUGGAGGAAUGCUGACACAACAACAGGAGAAAGUCAUAAUAUGGCAAGUGGACAGAUGUGGGUUCGGACAACGUUGAGGGGUUUACAGAUGCUGCUGUCGGGGAAGUGUGAGAGAAUUGUUUUGGAAUUUGGACUUUAGGAUCAAUAGUCCGUAGAUAGGUAGGAAGUUGUUUAUACCUUUUUAUAAUAGUGAAAUUGAAUUUUUGUGGGAUUUGGAUGGAUUUACAGUUUCUGUGAGAUUACUAAAGAAAUGGCCAAUUUGAUUAUUUAGAUCAUUAUGCCAGAGGGAAAGUCAUUGUUUUGGACAUUGAACAGGGUUCUCAGGUCCUGGGGUUUCUCAUGCUGGUCUGGAAAAGCCCAGGGAAUGUCGACUUUCCACAUAUCAAAAUGUUGUGGAACAGAAUAAAAGUCAGUAACGUUUUGGGAAGGACUGAACUGUUGGAAGUACAUUUAGGACAAAAGCAUCUUAAGAGAUUUCUCUUUCUGUGCCUCACAUACUCUCACAGACAUACAGUACUUGUGACUUUUGACCUGUUUAACAGUCACACACACACACACACACACACACACACACACACACACACAUAUAUAUGUGCCCCUCCUGUUUUUCUUUCCUCUGUCUCACUGUGUUUGAGAGUAAAUCCAUCUAAUCCUCUGUGAGGCACUAAGCCUUUCUUUGAACUUUUAAAAAUCCUCAGCCACUGCAGUCAGAAACUUACAGCCAAGUGCCUCAAUAUUACUGCAGGAAAACAUUUUCACUAGCUAGGGUUGGGAUCUUGUAGCCAUUUAUACAUUUAUAAUAUUUGGAUUCAGUGAGCUCCAAAGCUACCAAAUAUAUUGAAUUUUGUCUAAUAUUUGAUGGUGCAGUUUGUAGAAUUUAGUGGCAUCUAUCAGAACAGACUUGGCAGAAAUUGAAUAUAAUAUUCAUAUAAUCACCUGAAAAUAAGAAUCAUUGUGUUUUUAUUACCUUACAAUGAGCAGGUCCUCUUCCACACAACCAUCCAUUUUGCACCACCAUGUUUCUACAGUAGCCCUGAACGGUUAAAACCAAACUCUGGCUCUAGAGAGAGGGCCUUUCAUGUUUUUCAUGAGUUUUGCU